This is a messenger RNA of Aedes aegypti (yellow fever mosquito), 704 nucleotides long. RefSeq lists its product as uncharacterized. The record is from RefSeq and is a predicted model, not a curated record. The transcript has 2 exons. Lineage: Eukaryota; Metazoa; Arthropoda; Insecta; Diptera; Culicidae. Gene Ontology annotation, molecular function: structural constituent of ribosome. Gene Ontology annotation, cellular component: mitochondrion; mitochondrial small ribosomal subunit. The coding region runs from base 117 to 665 and encodes 182 amino acids. Gene Ontology annotation, biological process: mitochondrial translation.
UCGGCGCACGCCGCUGCGCUUUCGGAAUCGUGCGAGCAAAACAAAAACAGUUUUACAUAAUUUGGUUAAAGUUUGGAGAAUUUCGGGAAUAUUACUGCAAUUUUAAUCCUGUAAAAAUGUCCUCCAUCAAAUACAUUGGUCGUACAACCGAUUUUAAGGGUAAAACAUUGUGGGAAAUCGUCGGAAAUCUAAAAAACUUCGGUGUCGGACGGGUUGUGGUGCGGAGCAUGUUUGAACGAUAUCCGGAGCCGAGUUACAUGAAGAUCGUAAAGGUUGAAACUCUCCCGAAUGAGGCAACUCGCAAAGUGAAGGUAACCGUUGAGAAGACGUUCCGAGGACGAACCUACCCCAAGCUAGUCGAGAUCAACAGCGUUUCUUACAAAGCUGACUACCGAUUACUUCACAAGCAUGAAGAGGAAUCCUACUGCCAGGCGGUGCAACCAACAGAGAAAAUUAUCCCACGGGAAAUCGAUUUGCCGCCUCUGUUGAAGGAAUUUGUCCAGAGAGAAACCGGUAAAAGUGAUCCGAAGAUUGCGAUCAAGCUGAAGCCAGGACACAACAAUGUCUAUCGGCUGGCGAAGGAGGGAGAAAAGCCCACCAUCGACGUAAGCAUGGGCCUGGCAAAACCCGCUAGUCCCAGAUUGUACGCAAAUUGUGACUUGUAAAUGCAUUUGUUAAUAAACUUAGAAUGAUUAAAAAGCAUA